Rhodamnia argentea is the source of this 1260-nucleotide messenger RNA. RefSeq names its product zinc finger protein GIS3-like. The transcript has a single exon. The record is from RefSeq and is a predicted model, not a curated record. Gene Ontology annotation, cellular component: nucleus. NCBI's taxonomy places the organism in Eukaryota, Viridiplantae, Streptophyta, Magnoliopsida, Myrtales, Myrtaceae. Bases 256 to 984 code for a protein of 242 amino acids. Gene Ontology annotation, biological process: cytokinin-activated signaling pathway; gibberellic acid mediated signaling pathway; trichome differentiation. Gene Ontology annotation, molecular function: DNA-binding transcription factor activity; transcription cis-regulatory region binding.
UUUUUCUCAUCUUCCACCUCUUCCUCCUCUCCUCGGGAUGUCUUCAUGCGGCAACUAAAUCAUCCAUCUCUCUCUCCCUAAAGCUUUGUACUGUGUUCUGCAAAUUUUUAAUGUCAAAUCCCUUUCUGGCCUAUAUAAAUACCCUCACACAUGCAACUACUCUCUUGCACUCAACUCUCUAGCUGAUACUCUUACCGCCACUACUUCUCACUCUCUCUCUCUCUCUCUCUCUCUCGCGCGCCCGCGCUCUCAAACAUGGCGGAAUUAGAUUACUGCCAAUCCAAAAGCAGCCCCAGCGCCGCCGCCACGGGCUUAAAGCUCUUCGGCUUCAGCGUCGCCGACGAGGAAGACUCGGCCGUCAGCGACCCCAUUACCAUCAGCAGUCACAACAGCGGCGGCAAAGCCACGCCGUCAGGCUCCCCGGACGGCAACGUCCAGGCGGCCAGCGGCGAGCGGAAGUACGAGUGCCAGUACUGCUGCAGGGAAUUCGCCAACUCCCAGGCCCUGGGCGGCCACCAGAACGCGCACAAGAAGGAGCGGCAGCAGCUCAAACGCGCCCAGCUGCACGCCAGCCGGACCGCCGCCGUGUCGUCCCUCGUCCGGAACCCCAUCAUCUCGGCCUUCGCGCCUCCUCCGCACUUGCUGGCCGCCGUGGGGCCGGUGGUGGUGACGGCGGGGGCGCCCACCUCCCCGUCCUGGGUUUACGUCCCGCGCGCCUCCCCGCCCUUCCAGGUGUCGCACGGCUGCGUGUUCGCGAGCGGCCAGGGCGCGGGUGGUGGGAGAUCGCCGGGGGGUUUCGUGCCGUACGGCGGAGGUGCGGGGGAUCCGGCGGGGCCGCAGGUCCAGAACCAGGUCAAUGGGAGGGCGGUCCUCGACGGGCUUUCGUUGAGCAAGUUUUCAAAAGGAAGCGGUGGCGGUGGGCCUGGUUUUGAUGACGCUUUGGGGCUCGACCUGCAUCUGAGCCUGGCUCCUGCCGCGCCGUGAGUGGUGGGAGGAGGACACGGGUCCCGCUCGGCUAGCUUCUCGGGAUAAGUUAGGCUUGAAUCGUGUUGGGAUAAUCUAGAAGUGCUCAUUCGAGGUUCGGUUCAGACAUAGGUAGACGGGUCCUUUGUACAUCUCUCUUUAAGCAAUUAAUUCGAUUUAUUAUUUUUUCCACUCUUCCAUGAUUGACUGAGGUAUUUCUCUCUCUGAUCUUGCUUUAAUUGAAAUAACGUGGAUCAAGCUAUGUAUCGCAACUAUUACAUGCACGAUCGAUCUCGA